Gilbertella persicaria is the source of this 1051-nucleotide messenger RNA. RefSeq lists its product as uncharacterized. NCBI's taxonomy places the organism in Eukaryota, Fungi, Mucoromycota, Mucoromycetes, Mucorales, Choanephoraceae. Gene Ontology annotation, molecular function: protein-containing complex binding. The transcript has 2 exons. The record is from RefSeq and is a predicted model, not a curated record. Bases 97 to 855 code for a protein of 252 amino acids. Gene Ontology annotation, cellular component: mitochondrion.
CAAAUACGUCAUUGAAACCCUAAAAAAAAAGAAAAAAAUCAUGUUAUAAAAUCAUUUUAUUUUGCAUCUUUCUUUUCUUUUUCAUUGUAUCUCAACAUGGCUACUUCAUUACUUCUUGUCGGCGGCACUGGUCUCGUAAGUUCUGCUAUUAUCAGAGAAUCCAAGAAAUAUCAACAUCUUCCAUCCUAUCACAACACACAUAUUUAUGCCUUGUCGCGAAAUGCCGCUGCCAAAAAGUCGGUGGAAGGAAUUACUUUUAUUCAGGGAGAUGCUCUCGAUCCAGCAUCAUUACAAGUACCUUUUGAAACCAAUCCUAAUGUGGUCCAUACUGUAGGCACCUUGCUCGAUCAAUCCAAGAAACACGGUGCCAAUGGAACCUAUGACAGACUCAACAGAGAUGCUGCCAUUACUGUUGCUGACACAAUGCUAUCAAAAUAUGAUCAUAUCCACCGACGUUGUCUUGUCUACUUCUCUGCGGCUAAUGCUCCACCUAGCUUCUUAUUAAAUGAACGAUAUAUUCUUGCUAAACGUGAAGCAGAACAAGCAUUAUUAGGACCUAAAUACAAGGACAAGAUCAGAGUAGUUGUUUUCCGUCCAGGACUUAUUUAUUCUUACCACCGUCGACAACUCAUGUUACCUUUUGCAUUGGGAUUAAUUGUUGGCUCAGCUAUUUUGAAGCCUUUGACUUCAUACAUUCCUCAAGAAGCAUUGUACAUCACAGAUAGACCACUUGAAGAUACUGAAGUUUCUCAUGCUGUAUUUGAGGCAUUGGAAGAUGAAUCAGUCGAAGGUAUCUGCGAUAUCGACAGAAUCAGACAGCUCGCAAAAGAGUGGGAAAGAAGAAAAUGUAAAUAAAAAAAAACCCCCUUGUAUAUUUCUAUCCAUAAAACAAUAGUUGUCAAUGUAACAUAUCCUUUGAAAGAACGACGUGUUUCUCUUGCAUUAGUGUGCAUAUGUAAUGACGCAAAUUGAAUGCUGAACACUACUUUUAUUCUUCUCUCCUAUUAGAAUUCAACGAGGAGAUUAUUGUGAUCCGAAUAAGCUCUGGGAG